AUGUCAGUUGAAGCCGAUUUCAACGAUGGAGCCGAAUUAGACGUUCCGCCGUUCUCAAAACUUCUUCAUCCAUCGUUCCUUGUGCCGUUUACUGUAUAUUUCGCCUGUUUUCGACUUGCUAAUUUAUAUGUGAAGACUUCCCUCUGGCACAACUAUACGGAUUUCAAUCGUUCGUACUCCAAGUUUUCCAGAAGGUAUCGACUGCAGAAUUUGUCAAUUUGCCUUCUCCAUUCUGUGAUUGCGGGUGUCUGGUCAAUAGUUUUUUUCUUCAUAUACACAAAAGAGAUGUUUGAGAAUGUCAUCCACUGGUAUCAACCAUGGGCUGUUCACUUGCCGAUUAUUUCAAUUGCUUAUUUCGCACAUGACGCUCUUGAUAUGAUCAAUCACGAGUGGUCCCGGUGGGCAACCGAGUUGCUUCUCCAUCACAUCGCCGCCAGCUUUGCUCUGCUCUGUGGUAUUCUGCCUCGCAAAUUCUUGCUGGCAAAUUAUUGGGCUUUGCUGAUGGAAGGUAACAGCAUAUUCCUGCACAUGCGCACCAUCAUGCAAAUCUCCGGACAGUCCGUACAACAUCCAGCAUUUUAUAGAGCGGUAAUUCGUUGCAAUAUCGUAUCUAUGGUCGUGUGUCGUUUUCUUUCGCAAGCACUAUUUGUUCAAUGGGCGCUGCACCACGUCGGUCGGAUGCACCCGUUCUUCGCCUGUGUUGCCGUGGGUGGACCAGCCAUUUUCGCCGUUAUCAACGUCAUGCUCUUUUUCAGAAUACUCGUCGCCGACGGAUUUCUCGAUAAGCAGUGGCGGUCAAUGGUGGCGAUAAACAGGUAA
Messenger RNA from Angiostrongylus costaricensis, 819 nucleotides. Lineage: Eukaryota; Metazoa; Nematoda; Chromadorea; Rhabditida; Metastrongylidae. The record is from the annotation of a GenBank genome assembly.